AUGUCAAGCGUCUUUUCCGCCCUUGCACAGAGGCUGAACGUUGGCUCUCCCAAGUUGCUGCGGCCCCGCACUAGUCGAAACACUUCGUCACCGGGUCCGACCACGUCCGAAGAUCACACUGGCGAUCUACCUCGGACCUUCGAGGAAUGCGCCGAACGCUUCGCAUUCAUCGUUCGCCGUCGCACCGAUCCAGAUUCUAUUCGCGAAGAUACCGCUUCACCCCGCACUUCCAAUGGUGAUGUUUUCGAUCCUUUCGCCCCUAGAGCACCUUCGAUCUUCUACAGCGACGAGGGGAACCCCUCUUUCGAACCAUAUACCUCCUCUCCGCCCAAGAUAUCUGUAACCGGCCGCGCCGACACUCGAGCCCGGUGUCCAUUGAACGAUCUGUCCGCAUACUUCUAUGGCCCGAACGUCGACAAGUCCUCGAAGCCACCCAAAUCCCGCCUCCACAUUUGGGCCUCCGGCAUCGACCUUCCCUCGCCCACCACCAGCACCGACGCAGACUCGUUUGGCAAACGCAAUAGCAAGAACGGUAAACCCGGGCUCCGUCCUCUGAUUCUCCCCAGCCACGUUGCACGCCGCGAAAUCGCAGAAGCGCAGCACGAGUCGAUCGUCUCACCCACGAGCCUCAAGUUCCGUCCUCUUGUCCUACCGCAGCGACUCGCCUACCGCCGCGGCCGCCCGUCGCGUCCCCGCUCACAUCGACAUCUGCAUCCUACCGGAGUGUCAGCGUUUGGGUCAAUCGUGACAGACGGAUCCAAGAUUGUCAAUGGGCGGCCGAUGAUCAACAGUCUCAGGGCUCAGGCUUUGGGAUCGUCGAGCGAUAACGACGAGUCUCCAUCUGCGUCUGAGCUCGGAUCGGAGCAUGCGCGGAUAGUCUCGCGCAGGCACGUUUCCGAACCUUGUUUGCGGCGUGACGAUGGCGAUGGGAACGUGGUUGCGGCGCCGCAGCACGCAGUGUCUUCGCAGCUGCCAAAGAGUGCGCAACCACAAGCUAUUUCAUCGCCUCAGAGACACCAGCACGCUCAGGGAGAAGGGGCCUAUCUUUUUGGCCAAGGACCAGUGCAGCUUCCACAAGAUAAGCAAGAGGCCUUGCGCGAAGCGCCACUUGGGAAACCUCUCCCGGAAGUCCGGCAGGACUGCUCGAAAUUGAAGGGGCUCAUUUCGCUGCUCCAUCAGGACGGAGUUAUCGCCGGUACAACGCUGUCCCUCGAUGCUCUCGCCGUGGCGUGUCGUGCUGGUCUCGGUUCUGGCGAAUCUUGUGACGCUCAAGCUAGCUGCUCUUCUGCUCCUCCUGUGCUGCGUAUGAAGGGCUCCACCUCGACGGAUCUUCGUCGCUCGCUGCUGGAGGCGAUGAACGACACAUGUGCGAGCUCUCCGUCUAUGUGGAGCAUCGCCACGACUCAUGCAGAGUCGGUCGUGUGGGCUUAUGCACUGUGA
This is a messenger RNA of Dichomitus squalens LYAD-421 SS1, 1440 nucleotides long. RefSeq lists its product as uncharacterized. Bases 1 to 1440 code for a protein of 479 amino acids. The record is from RefSeq and is a predicted model, not a curated record. NCBI's taxonomy places the organism in Eukaryota, Fungi, Basidiomycota, Agaricomycetes, Polyporales, Polyporaceae. The transcript has 3 exons.